AUGAAGUUGUCAGCUUUUCUCCCCACAGCUCUGGCUGCUGCCGCCAAUGCACACGCAAUCUUCCAGCGUGUUUCUGUCAACGGCCAGGACCAGGGUUUGAUGACCGGCGUCCGUACGCCGACUUCGAACAAUCCCAUUCAGGACGUGCAGGCCUCUAAUUUUGCAUGCAACUCUGGAUUCUCCUCUCCCGUAUCCUCCACUGUGAUCGACAUUCCUGCGGGUGCGCAAGUCGGGGCCCAAUACCAGCAUCUGAUUGGCGGUCCCCAAGGCUCGAACGACCCGGACAAUCCAAUCGCUGCAAGCCACAAGGGUCCCAUUAUCGUAUAUCUUGCCGAAGUGGAUGACGCGGCGGCGGCUAGCCCAGAUGGUCUUGAGUGGUUCAAGAUCUACGAGGAAGGUCUGAGCAGUGGCCACUGGGGCGUGGACACCUUGCUCGAGAACGACGGAUGGGCCACAUUCACCAUGCCUUCGUGUGUCGCUUCUGGUCAAUACCUCAUGCGCGUCGAGGUGAUUGCCCUGCACGGUGCUUAUAGCCAAGGCGGGGCCCAAUUCUACAUGUCCUGCGCUCAGAUAAAUGUCACCGGUGGCGGCUCCAAGACCGGCCAGACCGUCAGUUUCCCUGGCGCUUACAGUGCUAAUGACCCCGGCAUCCUCAUCAACAUCUACGGCGCCAGUGGCCAGCCCGAUAAUGGCGGAAAUGCGUACCAGAUUCCUGGGCCAUCAGUCCUGGCGUGCUAG
Molecule: messenger RNA, 738 nt
Organism: Lasiodiplodia theobromae
Lineage: Eukaryota; Fungi; Ascomycota; Dothideomycetes; Botryosphaeriales; Botryosphaeriaceae
Product: Glycoside hydrolase family 61
Exons: 5
Coding region: 1-738 (245 amino acids)
Source: RefSeq, a predicted model, not a curated record